Emys orbicularis (European pond turtle) is the source of this 906-nucleotide messenger RNA. It is a transcript of the gene FOXL2, whose product is annotated as forkhead box L2. Lineage: Eukaryota; Metazoa; Chordata; Testudines; Emydidae. The transcript has a single exon. Gene Ontology annotation, biological process: cell differentiation; anatomical structure morphogenesis; regulation of transcription by RNA polymerase II. Bases 1 to 906 code for a protein of 301 amino acids. The record is from RefSeq and is a predicted model, not a curated record. Gene Ontology annotation, molecular function: DNA-binding transcription factor activity, RNA polymerase II-specific; RNA polymerase II cis-regulatory region sequence-specific DNA binding.
AUGAUGGCCAGCUACCAGGACCCCGAGGAGGACCCCGUAGCCCUGAUGGCUCAUGACACCAACGCCAGCAAGGAGGCCGAGCGAGCCAAGGACGAGCUGAGUCCGGAGAAGGGGGCCGAGAAGCCGGACCCCUCUCAGAAGCCCCCCUACUCCUACGUAGCUCUGAUCGCCAUGGCCAUCCGGGAGAGCGCCGAGAAGCGGCUCACGCUGUCCGGCAUCUACCAGUACAUCAUCAGCAAGUUCCCCUUCUACGAGAAGAACAAGAAGGGCUGGCAGAACAGCAUCCGCCACAACCUGAGCCUCAACGAGUGCUUCAUCAAGGUGCCCCGCGAGGGGGGCGGCGAGCGCAAGGGCAACUACUGGACGCUGGACCCGGCCUGCGAGGACAUGUUCGAGAAGGGCAACUACCGACGGCGGCGGAGGAUGAAGAGGCCCUUCAGGCCGCCCCCGACCCACUUCCAGCCGGGCAAGACCCUCUUCAGCAGCGACAGCUACGGCUACCUCUCCCCGCCCAAGUACCUGCAGUCCGGCUUCAUGAACAACUCGUGGCCACUGGCCCAGCCGCCCGCGCCAAUGUCCUACGCCUCCUGCCAGCUGGCCGGCGGCAACGUCAGCCCAGUCAACGUGAAAGGACUGUCGGCCCCGGCCUCCUACGGCCCCUACUCCCGGGUGCAGGGCAUGGCCCUGCCCGGCAUGGUGAACUCCUACAACGGCAUGAGCCACCAUCACCACCACCCGCAGCAGCUCAGCCCCGCCAGCCCCGCGCCGCCUGCCCCCCCGGCCCCCAACGGAGCCGGCCUCCAGUUCGCCUGCGCCCGCCAGCCCGCCGAGCUCUCCAUGAUGCACUGUUCCUAUUGGGACCACGACAGCAAACACAGCGCCUUGCACUCCCGGAUAGACAUCUAG